This is a messenger RNA of Brassica oleracea var. oleracea, 1119 nucleotides long. Its product is annotated as peroxidase 25-like. The transcript is spliced from 4 exons. Lineage: Eukaryota; Viridiplantae; Streptophyta; Magnoliopsida; Brassicales; Brassicaceae. Gene Ontology annotation, molecular function: peroxidase activity; heme binding. The record is from RefSeq and is a predicted model, not a curated record. The coding region runs from base 29 to 1012 and encodes 327 amino acids. Gene Ontology annotation, cellular component: plant-type cell wall; plasmodesma. Gene Ontology annotation, biological process: hydrogen peroxide catabolic process; response to oxidative stress.
UCACAGAAAUUUAAAGAGAUAGAAAAAUAUGGGAGUGCACUUAGGCAACUAUUGUUAUGUGAUGAUAAUAGUGUUGGUAUUGGGAAAAGAAGUGAGAAGCCAGUCUUUAAAAAAUGGUUAUUAUUCAUCUUCAUGUCCAAGAGCUGAGUCCAUAGUAAGAUCCACUGUUGAAUCUCACUUUGAUUCUGAUCCCACCAUCUCUCCUGGCUUGCUAAGGCUUCAUUUCCAUGACUGUUUUGUCCAGGGUUGUGAUGGAUCAGUUUUAAUCAAAGGAAAAUCUGCGGAGCAAGCAGCUCUAGCUAAUGGUGGUCUUAGAGGGUUCGAAGUGAUAGAUGAUGCGAAAGCACAACUCGAGUUAGAGUGCCCAGGAGUUGUGUCAUGCGCCGAUAUACUUGCACUUGCUGCUCGUGACGCUGUUGACUUGAGUUCUGGACCAAGCUGGCGAGUUCCAACGGGUCGUAAAGACGGUAGAAUCUCGUUGGCAUCGGAAGCAUCGAGUCUACCUUCACCAUUUGACUCCGUUGCAGUUCAAAAGCAAAAGUUUGAAGCUAAAGGGUUGGAUGCUCAUGAUCUAGUUACUCUACUUGGUGCACACACAAUAGGACAAACGGACUGUCUCUUUUUCCGUUACCGUUUAUACAACUACACGGUGACCGGAAACUCGGACCCAACCAUAAGCCCAUCGUUUCUUACGCAGCUCAAGACUCUUUGUCCUCCCAAGGGAGACCCAUCGAAACGCGUUGCUCUUGACAUUGGCAGUCCAUCAAAAUUCGAUGUAAGCUUCUUCAAGAACCUAAGAGACGGUAACGGCAUUUUGGAGUCGGACCAACGGCUUUGGUCGGACUCCGAGACAAAUGACGUGGUGAGGAAGUAUGCGAGUACUAUUAGAGGUUUGUUAGGGUUAAGGUUUGAUAAGGAGUUUGGUCAAGCUAUGGUUAAGAUGAGUUCCAUUGAGGUAAAGACAGACGUUGAUGGUGAGGUCAGGAAAGUUUGCUCUAAGAUCAACUAUUGAGUAGAACAUAUAAUAUAUAAAUAAUACCAAAUGCAUGGUAGCAAGGAGUGCUUUGUAUAAAUGUCGACAAGUUCGACCCUCAUGCUUGUAUGUUUAACUUCUCAUCA